AUGGCUAGCUCAAACAACACCGCAAGCAUCCUGAGGCCCGUCAAAUUCCCGGGAGUCGACAAAAAGACAAAAGACAAGCCGGUCAAAAAAGUGCCCCGACAGGAUAGCCCUAGGGCAAAAGAUCCCCUCAACUUCACCUCGUAUCGUCCUGACCAGGAUCAUUGGUCAUGGAACAGCUUUCCGGAGAUCCUUUACCAGUUGAAGCCCACUGAGAAGAGAAAUAAGGGACUAGAUGCGCCUCUUUUGACCUACCAAAUCCACGGCGAAUACCUGCGAGACCUUCCCGUGCUCCCCGACAACAUUGCAUCUAACGUGGAGGAAUUCCGCGUCGAGGCCUGGAUGCGUCUCGAUAGACGUAUCCAAUUGAGGGAUAUCAAGGACAGAAUGCACAAGGAUUUCAGAGUCUCGGAGAAUACCCUGCAGCAACGAAUUGGCCGCUUCCGCCAGUACAUGAGAAUGGCAUCGACACCUCGCUCAAUUCAACUCGGGGUCAUCACGCCUGGACUCAUUGACCCCGUGCUUGGCGAAGCUGGGGGUAGAAUUGCCCUCCCUGCUGAGUACAAGCGACACGAAAGUGUUGAUGGGCGAGUAAGCACUUCAAAAGAUGGGAACAGCUUGGAGGAUUCAAAGGAAGGUGCUCCUCAGGAGCCUGUUCCGACCCAGGAGAAGAGAGUCUUCGCACGAGAUCCGGUGCCUCCCCUUCUGUUGGCUGCUUUCCGCAGGAGCGAGAGCCAUGGCCGGAAACUGCGCUUCCGGAGAACAUUCGCGGAUUAUUUAUCGACCAAAUGCUGCAGAGAUGCUUCAGAGGCGGUGUAUACUACUCCUCCAGACGAGACUCACACUUGUGACCAUCCCCAUCAUUCUCCUUUCUGGGAGGGUAAUCUUCCGCCUCUCCUUUUCCGUCUAGAUCCACCAGAAAACCGAGAACACGGCAUUAUAACAGAGCUCGAGGAGGAUGGGGCGAUCGUACGGGACCAGAAGGGAGCUUCCAUUCGCUAUUUCGAGUUCUUGCCACGUUAUAUAUCCAAUAACCCACCCACAUGGCUCAUCGAGUACUGGAUGCGCACCGACGCCCGCCUGACAUAUCGCGACAUCAAAGCGCGUAUGACCGCUCCCAGGGACCAACAGCCCACCGAGAACGCCCUGAAUAUGCGUCGCGAGAGAGAAGUUCGCAGUCCUCUGGGUCUUUCCUGCUGGGCCGCUCGUCGGGGCAGGACCAGUCGCGUCGCUCGCAUUGAUCUGGAACGCAUGGAGAGUUGGACCUACGAUCAGGUUCAUUUGAACACGACGAUGGAGAUCGAAUAUAGAUUUGAUAAAAAAGUCGGACAGCUGGUCCCCUGUCGCCUGCGGUCCAAGUCUCUCACAUCAGACUCUGAGACGACCGCAUACUAUCCUCUGAACCAUUUUCUCAAUGCAGAUGGUGCUCAUGUCCCCUCCGACAGGACUGUCACGGCUAUGGACACGUUUUUCGAAGUCUCUGAGAGAGCAAGGGCAAAGGGGUUGGAUUCUUGGCGGCGUCUCCCUGCUGAAGAUAUUCCCGUCAAUUGGAGGGAGUAUCAAGAAAAGCCGAGGCCCGUUAGUGCCAGAAUCGUUGAGGACAAGGAUGAGGCUGCUGGGCCUGUUGGGCCUGCUGAUACAUCCUCCCACGAGAAAGCGGAUUACGAAGAAUCCGAGUAA
Aspergillus affinis is the source of this 1677-nucleotide messenger RNA. RefSeq lists its product as uncharacterized. The transcript has 4 exons. The coding region runs from base 1 to 1677 and encodes 558 amino acids. The record is from RefSeq and is a predicted model, not a curated record. Lineage: Eukaryota; Fungi; Ascomycota; Eurotiomycetes; Eurotiales; Aspergillaceae.